Molecule: messenger RNA, 993 nt
Organism: Drosophila novamexicana
Lineage: Eukaryota; Metazoa; Arthropoda; Insecta; Diptera; Drosophilidae
Product: pollen-specific leucine-rich repeat extensin-like protein 1
Exons: 1
Coding region: 1-993 (330 amino acids)
Source: RefSeq, a predicted model, not a curated record
AUGGGGAGCAUGUUACGAUAUAUUGCUUUGUUGCUGGUGCUUUGUGCUGUGGCACAAACGCAGGCGCUGAAUGUGUAUGCCCGAGCUGCUUUGCCCAUUUCGGAGGAGGUUGACGACGAGGAGCCGUCGGCCGAGGGACGCGUCUUUUCGAUAAUCCGAGAUUCGGAUAGAGAUCAGCCACCGAGAUAUCCCCACCAUCAUGACGAUAGGCCUAUUAUUAUACAGCCGCCGCCGCCGCCGCAACAGCCCUCGUAUCCAGCACCAUCGUAUCCGCCGCCGCAAUAUCCAUCGCAUCCCCCGCACCCGUAUCCGCAACCCUAUCCACAGCCCUACCCGCAGCCAUAUCCGUUCCCCGUGCCUGUGCAUCAUCCGCAUCCACCGCCGCCGACAAUCAUUAAGCCCAUCAUUAGGCCACACUAUCCACGUCCACGUCCGCAUCACCACUAUGGAUCCGGUUUUAGCGGCUACGCUUUUCCACCAUUCAUCAACAUCACCUACUCGCCCGUGUUGACCUCAGGCACAACAUCAGCCUCUACCGGCAGCACCUCAACCGGCGGCACCACAACCGGAGACAUCACGGACGGCACACGUUCCGGUCUAGACCAACAGCAGUUGAAUUAUUUAGCCCAACUGUCCCAGCAGCUGCUUGCCCAAUCCAUUGGCUCCCAGCCCCAGCUGCUGCAGUACUCCAGCCCAGUCGCAGCAGUGGCACCCAAUAGUCUAAUCUAUCAGCAGCAGCCACAGCAAUACUAUGCACCGCCCACAAGCCAACUGUUUGCCAUCAAUCUGGACGAGACGCAAGAGCAACUGGAUGAGGUUGAGCCUACACGGCCGAAGACCAAGCCCAAGAGACAGCAGUAUACAGUGCGUCGUACCCAGAAAUCAAAGAAGAAGAACAAGAAGAACAGGAAUCACACAAAGCUAGUUUAUUUGGCCCUCGAACCAGAAGCCGAGGCACAAGCUCAGUCCACGGUAAUGGAGCAGGUUGCCUAG